AAAGUGGCCACCUCAGGAUUGAUUCUCAGCCCCAAACUAUUACAACUGAUUCCAAUGAGAAUCACAAAUCGUCAUAAUAAGCACUUUUCGGAGGAAAAAAAUCAACCGUUGUGUGAUCAACGAUCACAAAUUAAACAGCAAGUACAAAAGUUGGAGGGUCAUGUUUAAGGUAGAAACGUAAAUAGGUUUGUGUAUGUUGUCUAUCUAGGUUUAUGUGAUUUAAAUAGGCCCCACUGGACUUCUUGGAAAGCAUGAAUAAUACUAAAUUAUCCUUUGGAAAUAAAGUCAAUUGAAUGUAUUCAAGCAAUGGUUAACUGUAAUUAUGUACUGUAGUAUGUUUUAUAUAGGGGUAGUAGUAGAACAUCACAAUUACAUUUAUUCUUCAGUCAUUGUGAGUCGUUGUUGGCACUUGGCAGUACUCACUUUAGCCAGAGUAGCGCUGUAACAUAAAAAAGAUUUAAAGCUGCCGGAAAAAGGAAUAAUAACCGACGACGUCACGUAAACAUGGCUCCUGUGAAGAGUUGAGAUGAAUGUGUAACUGUUUAUUUCUGUAGAUAACAUACAUUUAAUGUACUAUUGUUCACGGCAUGGACAACAUAUAUCACCACGCUUCAUCAGAAACACCGCAGCCUCCUGCCUAUAAUGCCGGCUAUCUGGAAACACCGUACACCGCCAGCUUUAACAUACCUCCGCCGUGCAGCGCGACUCAUCAACAGACACAGCCGGACCGCACUGCUCCACUGUGGCCACCGGGACCUGGGUAUGACGGUAACCCGUACGGCUAUAGGUGCGAAUUCCCCCCGCCGUCUCCCGAAGGAGGAGUGGGUUUUGGGGGGCCUAGCAUGCCUCUUCCUUAUGGGUUCAAUCCCUCCAUUCCCCCGCCUCCUUUCGGUUGUCCACCCCCCGUACACUACCCCAACGCCCCGGUGAACACAUACAGCAGCAGGGAAGCCUCAAGCUUUCAACCAUUCACCGGUACCCAGCAGUAUGGAGCCUUUCCUCAGACUGCCCGGCACGACUCAGGUCAGAAACAGCAGCGGUUUGAGGGUUUCUCUGAGAGGGCAGCUCGGUUUCCUACGCAGGGUAAGGACCAUGACAGGACUUCGGGAGAAACAACACAGCCUGAGGAUGAAGCAGCCCUCCAGAGAAGGCAGGACCAGCAGUGGCUCGGACGGUUCUUAAAAGGAAAAGAGAGAACGUCCAGGACCCAGCGGCACCCUUCACCCCGCAGCUGUGCCCCAGCUCCAGGGCUGAAGGAGGCUCUGUGUGCGGCCGCUCAGCUCGUCUCCCGGCUGGAACUGUCUUGCGAAACCCUGAGGAACCGUGUGGAGGAAGAGAGUGUUUGGACGGACUCGUAUUUAUUGGCUUUAAAUGUGAAGAAAGAGCUACAGGACAGUCUCGAAGUCCUCAGUGACAGUGAGGGUUUAGCUAGCUGGAAAUCUAAACUGUGCCGUGUUGCUAAGAGGAGGGCCCGGCGCCUGAGAGCCAGGAGCCGGCUCCAGGUGGAGGAGAGGGAGCGGGAGCAGCUCAUCACUGAGAAGGAGGCGGCCAUAGACAAAUGGAGGAUGCAGAAGAUACACGAAGUGGAGGAGAAGAAGAAGGAGAGGGAGCUGAAGCUGGCUGCAGACUCUGUUCUCUGUGAGGUGAGGAAGAAGCAGGCAGACGUGAAGAGGAUGCAGGACAUUCUGAGAUCUCUGGAGAAACUGCGCAAGCUAAGGAAAGAGGCCGCCUCGAGGAAAGGGGUCUCCACUGAGCGAGAAUGCGACGAGGCGUUCAGCAGCAGGCUGGAGCAGCUGAGGUGUGUGAUGAAGAGGAGGACGGGCAUUUACUCCUCCGAGGAGAAAGCUCUGAUGGUGAUGCUGGAAGGAGAGCAGGAGGAGGAGAGGAGGAGGGAGCAGGAGAAGCAAGCGAAGAAGGAGAGGGAGAAGCAGCUGCAGAGGAAACGCAGAGUGGACGCCAUGUUGUUCGGGGAGGAGCUUCCUGCUGGUUGUGUCCUGCAGCCCUUCAGAGAUUACUACACCCAGGCGGAGCACUCCCUGCACGCUCUUCUGCAAAUCAGGAGGGAGUGGGAUGUUUUUGUGAUUCCAACGGAUCAUCCCGAUGGUUCUGCGGUCCCUCCCAGCUGGAUCCUGCCUGACGGCCCGUGUGACGCAGCCUGGGCCUCGGCCCUGCAGAGCGCUGAGUGAACCCUGCAGCUGCCAGGAUCAGCCCGGCAGAACACAUGUAAAUAACAUGUACAUGAGUACAGGUGUUAAUAAAGGAUUUUGAAGUGGUUUGUCUAAAUCCUUCUGUUUACUGAUGAGCUAAGGAACCAAUUAUAUGUUUUCCAUGUGAAGUGCACACUGUAUAACUGUUUGUCAGAUCAAAUUAAAGUUGACACUGAUCAUGUUUUAAA
This is a messenger RNA of Gymnodraco acuticeps, 2395 nucleotides long. RefSeq names its product programmed cell death 7 (gene pdcd7). Lineage: Eukaryota; Metazoa; Chordata; Actinopteri; Perciformes; Bathydraconidae. The record is from RefSeq and is a predicted model, not a curated record.